AUAACAUCGCUUCAAUGCUGGAGAAGCACGUCGCGCACUAUUAACACAAUAAAUUGUUGGAACGACCAUUCGUUGAGUUUUAGAAUACGUGAAAGGCUUAUCAUCGAGAGGCAACAAAAGGCCCAUUACACGCUGUCGUUCGACGAAUGAUCGUUGUGAAUAUAAGUCCAAAAACAUCGUGCACCGAUGAAGAAUUGAAAGACAAAAACGUAAUUUGAUUUGCCUGACAAUUUUCCUUUAUUAAUUUUCCUCCACUUGACUUUCGUACGUGUGAUUGCGUUCGGCUGCCGUGCGGUUGCGAGAGAGACGAUGAAGAGCACGGAAGCAGAAGCCAUGGUAGAAGAAAAACACGAAGAGGAAGAAGGACCACCACCUGGGUGGCAAUCUAUUCCCCCUGCAGAGCCAUCGGCACCGCCGCAUCGACCUCCGUCCUCAGAAAUGGCUCAAAUGGUUUGUGGUUCUUGCCGAAGCCUCCUUUCAUAUCCAAGAGGAGCCAGACACGUUCGAUGCUCAUGUUGUCAGAUGGUCAACUUUGUAUUAGAAGCACAUGAGGUUGGGCAAGUUAAUUGUGGUAAAUGCACAGUAUUGCUUAUGUAUCCUUAUGGAGCUUCAUCAGUUCAAUGUUCCUCCUGCCAUUUCGUAACAGAAAUUGGGGUUCACAACAGGAGGCCACCAUGGUCUGUAAUUCAGGGGCACCCUCCCCCAAUUUCAAAUGCUGUUCAGUGAGCGGCCUUCGCGGGGUUCUCAUUCUUAAGACUGCAGGCAGAAUAUGGCACCGCAACUGGAUGGUAUUUACUUCUUCAGAUGAUGGCUUUCCAGCCAGAGAAUGAUUUAUGUGAGAUAAAUUAUUUGAAAGUGCACAUGAACUAGUGGACUCCGAUAAUUUUAUCAAAUUCAUCUUAGAGAUGUAGAAGCUAUGAAGGCUUUGAGUUGCUUUAUUUUGUGCACCCAAUUCAUUUAGGCCAUUUGCUUGCAAAUAACCUACUAUACUGUACAUUUUUUGUCCGGAUCAUUUUUCUGUACCCUCGACAUAAUCUACCAUACUGUACUUUACUUGCAAGCAA
Molecule: messenger RNA, 1064 nt
Organism: Jatropha curcas
Lineage: Eukaryota; Viridiplantae; Streptophyta; Magnoliopsida; Malpighiales; Euphorbiaceae
Gene: LOL2
Product: lsd one like 2
Source: RefSeq, a predicted model, not a curated record